Messenger RNA from Sarcophilus harrisii (Tasmanian devil), 2550 nucleotides. It is a transcript of the gene WDR73, whose product is annotated as WD repeat domain 73. The transcript has 8 exons. Gene Ontology annotation, cellular component: cytosol; spindle pole. Gene Ontology annotation, biological process: cytoplasmic microtubule organization. The record is from RefSeq and is a predicted model, not a curated record. Bases 79 to 1197 code for a protein of 372 amino acids. Gene Ontology annotation, molecular function: protein binding. Lineage: Eukaryota; Metazoa; Chordata; Mammalia; Dasyuromorphia; Dasyuridae.
CCCCUCCCACUCCUACGUCUCCGCCUCGGAGAUCCGCUUCUGCGUGUAGCUGCAGGAAGCCUCCGGCCUCCGAGGAGCAUGGACGAGGCGGCAGAUUGGCUCGUGGACUCUCUGCGCUUGUAUCACGAUCUCCAUGCGUUUGAGUUGCCAGGCCCUACCAGAGUCCUGGAGUGGACUGAUAACCAAGGAGUCUAUGUUGCGGGCUGUGAAAGUCAGAAAAAAAAUGAAAUUCUGCAUCUUCUUUUACCUCCCAAACUUUCUGCUGAAAACCAGGGCUUAUGCCCAGAAAGAGAUUUCAGGGUGAAACAUGGGGGAUUUUCAGACAAACCUGUCUACAACCUGAAGCAUGUGCCAGAGACCAGGUUGCUGGUCACUACUGGCCCGCCCGGCAAUUCUCUACAGGUGUGGCAGGUUGCAGAAGAUAGCGAUAUGAUUAAAGCUGUAAGUACCAUUGCUAUACAUGAGGCAAAAAGUAACCUCUGGCCUAGGAUUGCAGUCCUCGUCUCUAAGGUCCCCAAAGUCCUCCAUGGGACCAGGGUCAAUGAUCUGCAUGUUACUGAGCUGGAGUCCCAGAACACACUCUACAUGUCAGGUGAGAGUGACAGUGAAGAAGAGAUAAGCAGUCUGCAGGUGUUGGAUGCAGAUACCUUUGUCUUCUGUUGUGCUUCAGGACGACUGGGGUUUGUGGACAUUCGCCAGAAAUGGGGUGACUCAGGGAGGACUACCUCGAGCCCUGGACCUGGUGGGGAGUUGUGGUGUGCUGCAGUUCGAACCAGUGGGCUGGGGUCAGGCCCCACCAUUGCCAGUUUGUCUUCAAAUGGGCAGCUUCAGCUCACAGACUUAAGGGACCUUGACCAUCCAGUUUCAACAGUGCAGUGUCGGGUUUCUAAGCCCAGUCCAGACUGGGAGUUGCUGACGGUAACCUGGGCUCCUUCUCUAGAUGGCUGCUUAGCCAUUUCAGGUUUUGAUGGGACUGUCCAGAUCUAUGAUACCAUGUCCUGGGAGAAAAAUGGAAGCCAUGUAGAACCACUCUUUAUCCAUAAAGGACAUCUUUUCAUGGAUGGGACUGAGAACAGCAUGCAUUCAAUGGUCACCACACAUUCUUGGCACCCCAGCAAACCAAGGACAUUGUUGUCUGCAGCAGUUGAUGCAUCUUUGCAUGUGUGGGAUUGGAUAGAUCCUUGUAACUCAUGUUGACUCCAUUCAAAGGAAGGAACAGGCCCAAACAUUCCCAGGUUUCUAUGUUGUAGAGAAUGAAACGGAAGACUUGUAAACCUUAUUCUUCAUAUAAGGAGCAAGUAUUCUAAGACCUUUUUGGCUGCUAUAUGGGGAUUGGUUUAUUUUUUCUUAAAAUUAAGGCAGGAUAGUGUUUUACAUGGCACUGCUAGGAAAUUAGAGGCUCAAAACCUAUGUGUCUGUCCCCGACUUUUGGCCUUAUAAGAUUAGUAGCAUGCAAGUAUACAGUAACUGAAUGUAAAUCCUUGUACUUUUAGGGUCUACUGUAGGAGUAUUAUAUGUUCAUGCAUCUGGAAGAGAUGCACUCUCAUCCAGCUUUCAGGUGCCACCAUUCCUCUCUUCCCAAGCCUCUGGUUGGGUACCACCCCACAAUACCCUCUCUUUACCAUAUGCCCUUCCUCUGGCUUGCAAGGAUUCCCUAGUCUAGGUCAGGCACUUAUCAUUUUACCCCUCUAUGAUCUGUUGGUGCUAUGAUCUAUGAUGGUGCUACGAUAAGUUGCUCUUGUCACAUUACUUUGAAAGCUCUGUUAUUUCAUUAGUAUGGGUCCUCCUGCCACUGAUUACACCUCUCUUGGCCUUUUAUUCUUGUAAUUAUUGUGUAAUUCUUUCCCCUGUUUUCCUUAAUGUGUCCCACAGAGUAUCUGACAUGUUGAAGGCCUUCCUUUUUCUAUUUCAGGGAUAAUUAUUGUACCACUUGGCAUUGUUCAUCUCUUUCUUAGUUUCUGUUAUAAUUAUAUAUGACAGGCCAUUUUUAGUAUACAAAUAAUUGUAAGUAACUGAAGUUGAUUACCUACAUUGUAUCUUUCUGUUUCUCUAGGUGUAAUUAUUCUGAGGGUGUUUUUUUUUUUUUUUUUUUAGCAUGCAAAGUUUCUGUCCCCAUGGACUUCAGAAAUUUCCCUGUAUGAAGCAAAUUUCAUUUUGGAAUUGUUAAAGUGUUUGUGAAUUUACUAAUAGUCCUGAAAGAUUUUUUGACCAAUUCAAAUUGUUUAAUUCCCAAACCUUUAAACUAGGGAAUCUGUAUUUAUUUUAUUCUAAGCUUUCUUUCAUCUUGUUUUUUUGGUUUAAAUGACUCCUAAUGGAAAUAAUCUCUAAGGAGAAUCAACCCCUCCCAAAAAAAAUUCCAAGGAAAAACUUUUAGGGAAAUAAUGGCACACUAGUGACAGAUCUAAGGACUCGCAGAUCUCUUACAAUUCAUCAUGAAUGCAUCAAACAAUUGUUUGCCACAGGGAAAAAAAUUAUUUGUUGGAUUGGAUUUUCCUCUUCCUUUUGGCCAUUGCUUUUUGAAUAUAUAUACAUACAUAAUUAAAAAAUUUU